AUGCCUCAAUCAAACAUGGCAGCCAUAGCAACCGCCCGUCAACAAUCCUCGGUAGCCAUCACGGUUGAUUCUCCUGCUGAUCGGGACAGUGAGGAACAGAAAGAGUUCAGACUGAAAGCCACCCAGUUUCUCAAGGAAGCCCAAAGCACCAGGAGGCUGGUUAACAGGUUGGAAAAAGACAGGUCGUUGAGUGUCGAGUGUAAGAAAAAUGGAUGGUCUGACAUGGCAACAGAGCUGGACGAGUAUGAGAAAACACUGGUUAAACAGAGAAGUGCACAUAAAACGCAACUGCGAAAGCAGCUGGCUAAGAUUAAAGAUGGCGUCAAAGAGUUCCAGCAACAAUUAAUAAACAUGACACCAAGUACAGAGUUGAUUGAGAAGCUGAAGGAGAGCAUGUCUGAGGUGGAAUUUUCAAUCAACAAUUUGAAAGAGGAGCAGAGCAUGUGCUUCGGAGAAUUGUUAAAAGAGGAGAGGACGUGCUCACUGGAGAUGGAAGCCUAUGAGAGGAAGGUUGAAAAUUGGAGUCAGCCCAGAAAGUCAAACUCUAAAGUCUCUGCUGCUUCAACUGUUAAGCAGAGCAAAGCCUUGGACCAAGACCUCCCUUCCGAGGUCCGAGCUCUGGAAGCUUUCCUUCAAAAGACGGGAGGCGUCUGCGGCGGUUGGGAGGAGUUUGAUCACCAGGCCUUCCUCAAGGCAUGGACGAAGCGCGGCGGGCGGGCGGGCUUCAGGAAAGAAGCGAAACUGUAUCUACCCGGUAAAAGUCAGGAGGAGAUUGAGGAACAUGAGCGCUGGUACCAAGAGCUGAUCUACCUCCAAGAAAAGAAGAGAGAGGCCAUCCAAAGGUGGAGGAACAAGAAGGAAUUGGCACGCAAAACGCAUUUGCAGAAAGAGGUGGAAGUGGAAGAAGUUGAGAGGAGGAAGAAAGACGCACGGUGCCAGGAGAAAAAGCAAGAGAGUAAAAGUGCAAACAGAAAAGCAAAAUGUUCAUUUGAGAUUGUUAUGUUACUUUUUAGAAGUGAGGAGAAGAAGUCUGCUCGGCGACUGGAGGUGAGGAAGGAGGUCAAGAGAAGCAAAGAGGUGCAGGCAGAGGAGCAGAAACGACCAGAGGAGGGCCACAAAAAUGGAAUGGCCAAGGAGGCCAAGUCGAAGCCCCGCGAGCAACUGCAAGGAGAGAGAGGAGAAGAGGGAAACCUCAGGCGGACAAGGAAAAGAAAGCAGACAACAAAAGACAUCCAGUCCUCGAUUAAAAGGGAUCUCGAGCGAGUGCAGACCAAGCGUCAGGAAAAGCUGCUGAGGCAAAAGGAGGACGGAGAGCGUCUGGAGAGGAUCAUGGCGAAGCUGAAGGACAAAGUGGACGGUCACAUAGUCAGAGACCCAUCUAGGCUGACACGACCCACUAAGGGAUGGGAGGAGCGUAUGAAGAGCAUGAGAACUUCGGGAGGAGGAACUCCACUUCUCAUGUCUCACAGAACUAGUCCCACGUGGAGACUGGGUCUGUGAAGACUUAAAGCAUUCACGCAGCUUUUACAGUGUAAUUGUAUUAAGUCAUUUUUCCAAAUGUUGGUUUGGUAUUAAUUGAUCUGAUUAGGGUGAAAUGUUUUUUUUG
Molecule: messenger RNA, 1606 nt
Organism: Syngnathus typhle (broad-nosed pipefish)
Lineage: Eukaryota; Metazoa; Chordata; Actinopteri; Syngnathiformes; Syngnathidae
Product: coiled-coil domain-containing protein 112
Exons: 13
Coding region: 1-1500 (499 amino acids)
Source: RefSeq, a predicted model, not a curated record